AUGACCAGCACAGGGAAGGGCCCGCGCCGCCGGGGGACGCGCGCGGGCGGGCUUUGGUUGGCGACUUGCGCAGCCUUGGUGGCGCUCGCGCCAACGUGUUCGGCGGACACGGGCUUCCCUGUUCCGUCGGCAUGCACUGCCGAGAACUCCUAUUUUGAUUUCGCGGGGCUGGAAUGCCGCACGUGCGACCCCGCGAGCCAGGUUGCGGGAGAGUCGAGCUGCGAGUGCCGGGCGGGCUUCGCGGACUUCUUCCCGGGCAUCAACGGCACGGGCUCGCUCAGCUUGCCGACGUGCCAGGACUGCGCGUCCCAGGGCCUCGCCGCCUCGUCCCUGGGCCCCUACUGCGUCGCGUGCGACGCCACGUCCGGCACGUCUGAGAUGGGCAGCUGGGCGUCGGCGAGCUUCGACGCGGCCGCCGCCGACUGCGUGUGCGACGGCGGCGCCAGCGGCGAGGUCACGGAGACCGACUCCGUGGGCGCGCCCUUCCUCGUGUCUGGCAACAGGGUGAAGCGCUGCGUGCUGUGCCCGUCUAACGCCGUGCUCGCGGACGGACGCUGCGUGCCGUGCGAGUACCCAAAGGUCGUCUCCAGCGGCGCGUGCGUGUGCCCCGCGACGGUUCCCGCGGGCGCGCUGUGCAGCGACCAGCCGAACGACCUCUCCGCGGCCACCAGCCUCCUCGGCGUCGGCACCACCGGCGACACCGCGUUCCAGGUGUCCUUCUUCGAGGUCGUGUCCGGCACGACGGCGACGAGCGCGCGCGACGUCACGCUCGUCUCCGACGCCAUCCGGGCCGGCCUCGGCCCCGCAGCGCUCGCCUGCGCGCAGCGCGGCAACGCCACGGCCUGCAGCGCGCUGGCCAACUUCUGCGUGCUCACGGACUUCGACGCGCAGAUCUCGACCGCGUGCGCGCUCUUCAACCGCAUCUUCGACCUCCGCGUCGCCGCGGGCGAGCGGUACGCCCGCCGCCUGAUGCAGAAGACGGACUUCCCGUUUCCGUGGGCGCGCGGCAUGCCGCUGCUCUACUACCCCGCGGAGCCCGACGCCGCGGAGGUGCUCCGCGCGGAGGACGUGCAGUCGUCGUUCGGGUUCUCGUCGCGGGGGGAAUUCGGGCCGGUAGAAGCCGGGUCGCGCACGGGAUACCUGCGGCUCAAGGCCGCGGCGUACGCGCUCGACGGGACGUACCUCGGCCUGGAGGACGUCACGGAUCAGCUGCAGGUGUGCGGCGACGUCGCGGACAAGGUGUCUGACUGGAACCGGUACGGGGUGCACUACAACGUCGAGUGCCGCGUCGAGGUGGUGCAGCUGCUGCAGCGCGGGACGGCGCGCGGGGGCGGCGCGGUGUUCUACGACCUGUACCUCGAGGACGGCGAGGGGCGGCUGUACCCGGUCCCCAUCGUGAACAAGUCGCAGCGGACGAACGGCGCGCUGGUGAACGCCGACGUGGCGCCGACGCAGUCCGCCCUGACGCGGAGGCUGUACGUGGUGGACGCGGCUGCGUCGGUGACGGCCUCGGGGGGCGCUCCGAGCAUCGUGCGGUACGCGAGGGCCGCGGUGCUGACCGUGCCGGCGCGCGAGGACGACCGCGGGCUCAUCCUGCCGCCCUACCUGACGGUGGAGUACGGAGCAGUCGACACGAGCUCCGGGGACCGCGCCACGGUCGCCGCGUCGUUCAAGGUCGAGUACACCAGCGACCUCGGCGCGUUCUGGGAGGCGUGGGAGAUCCUUCUGAUCGUGUUGACGAUCCUCUCGGGCGCGGUGUGGCUCGGUCGCAUGGCGCGCGUGCAGCGGCGGCUGCGCUCCUCGACCGACAUGUUCGGCGGGGAGUACUCGAUGGUGCGCGCGGGCAUCGUCGAGCUGUGCGACGCCGGCGCGAACGCCCUCCUCAUCCACACCGUCGCCCUCUGCGUGUACUGGACCUUCUUCUACAAGCUCCAGGAGGACCCGUUCGUCCUCGCGCCCACCGACGACGUCGUCGGCGACAUGCGCAUCGUCCUCAUCGCGGCGCUCGCCGGCAAGUCGCUCGCCGUCCUCGACCUGCUGCUCGUCCAGACGUCGUACAACAUCCUGCUGAUCGACUGGGAGCGCCCGCGCAAGGUCCUGCUCCCCGGCGCGUCCAGCGAGGGCCUCGCGCCCACCUCGGCCUGGCGGCAGGUGUUUGUGGCCAACGAGUGGAACGAGCUGGCGUCGUCGCGGCAGUCCAACCCCGCGCUGACGCUGUUCCUGGUCGCGGUGCUGCUCGACGGCGCGCGCUGGGGCGGCAUGGGCCUGCUGACGCCGCACGAGGGGGACUUGAAGGAGCACCCGCACAACGAGACGUCGUUCCUGCUGCGCACAGGCAUCGCAGCGCUGGUGUGGGGGCUGGUGCUCCUCGCGAGCUGGGUCUUCCGCGUGCUGUACAAGCGCUUCGCGGCCAACCCGCCGGCCCUGAUGACCGACCUGUGCUACAUGACGAACGUCAGCCUCGUCAUCCUUGACACCCCCUCCUCCGGGUACUACAUCCACGGGCGGUCCGGCAUGGCCUCCGCGGACGCCAGCCUCGGCGAGCUCAUGGCGCACAUCGCGCUCGAGGAGGCCUCCUCGAUCGGGUCCCGCGGGCUCACGAAGGGCGCGGCCAUGCAGCGGCAGCGCGACUGCCAAACCUUCGAGGUGUACCUGUCGCCGACGACCGCGGACGCGUACCGCGCGACGCUGGCGCGCGAGAUCGGGAUCCAGGAGGCUGGCGAGGGCGACUUGGCGCAGGUGCCGCUGCUGAAGAUGCUGCCCAAGGUGUCGGGCAAGGACGCGCGCGGGGCGGCGCAGACGGCGGCGCAGACGGCGAGCGCGCUGGCGGCGCAGAAGCACAUGUGCGGCAUCAUGAAGCGCGCGCUGGCGGAGGUGGAGGCGAGCGGGAUGGAGCAGGUGAUCGAGCAGACGUUCACGUCGACGGUGCUGGACAUUCCGCCGCCAGUGCUGCCGUCGCGCACGUCGCUGGUGUACGACUACAAGGAGAAGUUCAUGCGCACGACGCUGUACGGACGGGAGUGGUUCGUCACCGCGUGGGAGUUCAUGCUGUUCGCGGCGCUCGACGCGGAGCUGCACUCCUUUGCAUCCGCCGCAGCAGUCACGUGGUUCAUAUCGUGGGCGUUCCAGCAGCUCCACGCGCAGCGCGCCUCGAGCAACAUCGCCGCGAAGAGCAUGAUCGGCGACAAGUUCUUCCUCUAG
Messenger RNA from Pedinophyceae sp. YPF-701, 3201 nucleotides. NCBI's taxonomy places the organism in Eukaryota, Viridiplantae, Chlorophyta, Pedinophyceae. The record is from the annotation of a GenBank genome assembly.